GGUUAUCGCGCAGGGAACUUUGGCUUUUUGUCGUCUUCCGAGGGUGAACCUGUCUACUUUUGACUGUACUAGAAAUAUUUCCAGUUCAGGGCUUUUGAAAAAUGGGGGAUCAUCUGGUGCUUUGUAUGGAUCGCCUUAUGACUACUCAGACCGUGGGGGUAAAGCCGGUGGGCGAGCAGUUGGUGUCUCCUACCUCCAUGACCACACAUGGUAAGGGGAAGGUGGAAAAGGUCGUUGAUGAGGAAGAGGAGCCGUUGCUUCAGUUGGUCGAGUGCCGUAUUUGCCAAGAGGAGGAUCAUAUCAAGAAUCUUGAGAAUCCCUGUGCUUGUAGUGGUAGUCUAAAGUAUGCUCAUAGGAAUUGCGUGCAGCGAUGGUGUAAUGAGAAGGGGGAUAUAACGUGUGAGAUAUGUCAUGAGAAUUACAAGCCUGGUUACAACGCACCUCCUCGCUCGUCUGAUGAGACCACCAUUGAUAUAAGUGAGGACUGGACCAUCACUGGUGCUCAUCUGGACUUGCGUGACCCCAGUUUUCUUGCAAUGGCAGCAGCUCAGCGCCACUUUCUUGAAGCUGAGUAUGAUGAUUAUGCAACUACUAAUGCUAGUGGUGCAACUUUCUGCCGCUCUGCCGCACUAAUUCUGAUGGCACUUCUGCUGCUGAGACAUGCAUUGAGUGUCAGUGGUGAGGGAGAUGAUGAUGCUUCCGCCUUCUUUUCGCUCCUUUUGCUGAGGGCUGCGGGCUUUCUUUUGCCAUGUUACAUCAUGGCCUGGGCUAUGAGCAUCUUGCAGCAGAGAAGACGAAGGCAGCAGGAAGCAGCAGCUCUCGCGGCCACUGAAGUCGCAUUUAUUCUAAGAUCUGGACAAGGCAGUAACUUGCAGUUCGCCAUUGCACCUGACUCACCUGCUACUCCUCAGCAAGGUUCACACCAAUAGAGUUCAUUGAUGAGCACCCGUGCAGUUGUGUUUCUUUGAAUCGAUAAGCUCAGCAUAUUAUUGUCGUUUUAAGGGCUAUUGAAGCUUUUUUGGUUUCAUUUCUACAAAUAUAUUCAUUUUAAGUUGAAGCAUUUCACAUAUGUAAAAUUAGGGUGGUAGUUGGCUUGUAAAUACUAUGAAAUUCUGAGGGUCAAAUGAAAUCCUUUUUUACCGUUUUGAUGAUUCGAUUUG
This is a messenger RNA of Dendrobium catenatum, 1160 nucleotides long. RefSeq lists its product as uncharacterized. The transcript has 8 exons. Gene Ontology annotation, cellular component: membrane. The record is from RefSeq and is a predicted model, not a curated record. NCBI's taxonomy places the organism in Eukaryota, Viridiplantae, Streptophyta, Magnoliopsida, Asparagales, Orchidaceae. Gene Ontology annotation, molecular function: zinc ion binding; ubiquitin-protein transferase activity. Gene Ontology annotation, biological process: protein ubiquitination. Bases 102 to 929 code for a protein of 275 amino acids.